Molecule: messenger RNA, 903 nt
Organism: Antrostomus carolinensis (chuck-will's-widow)
Lineage: Eukaryota; Metazoa; Chordata; Aves; Caprimulgiformes; Caprimulgidae
Product: lysM and putative peptidoglycan-binding domain-containing protein 4-like
Source: RefSeq, a predicted model, not a curated record
AUGAGGCUGAAUGAGAGCCGGACAAGAUCUUUCCAGGCUCCUGUCACCGUCCACAGUUACCCGGGCAGGCAGGUGUACGUGUUUCCCAAUGACCGCUCGGAUUCGGAAGAGUCGUCGGAGGAGGAACUCAACGUUAUGGAACUGCGGCCGAGGGGCAGGGAGCAGCAGCGGUGCAGCACCUCUCGGGACAGAGCUGGAGAUGUGGUGCUUCUGGAACGAGAGAUUACGGAGGGUGAUAAUCUUAACAAGCUAGCCCUGCAGUAUGGGUGUAAAGUUGCGGAUAUCAAACGUGUCAACAACUUCAUCCGGGAGCAGGACUUGUAUGCGCUCAAGUCCAUCAAGAUCCCCGUGAAGCCCCACGGGCUGUUAACGGAGAACGGCAGAGAACUGAGGCCGCUCCCCGCUGCGCCCUCCCAGACCGGCCUGACGCUGGUGGACUUACCGGAGCCCGAGGAGGCUGCGAGCAGCUCUGCCGACAGCAAACACCUGAGCGACUACUUCAGGGGGAUUGACAAGAGCAUUCAGGACGUGGAGGUCCAGCUCAACGCAGAGUACUGCGUGGGAGCACUGGAGAGGCCACUGCCCGAGUCGGGGAAGCAGGAGAGCAGUAACGGUGCAGACUGUGGGAUCCAGUGGUGGAACGCAGUGUUUAUUAUGCUCCUGAUAGGAAUUGUCCUGCCAGUGUUUUAUAUCAUCUAUUUUAAAACACAAGGCCUGGUGGCCCAUACCCCCAACACAACACUAACCUCAAAUAUUUCAACAGAUGGAUUGGAAGGGAAAUUACGACAAAGUUCAGCUGUAGAAAAAAAUCCUGAGGGGGAGAGGCAGCGGGACACGGCCUCUGCUGCCAGCACUGGCGCCUGUACGCCAGCGGCGCUGCCGCGAGCGCGCUCAGGGGGAUAA